Messenger RNA from Trichoderma harzianum CBS 226.95, 2718 nucleotides. RefSeq lists its product as hypothetical. The transcript has 2 exons. The record is from RefSeq and is a predicted model, not a curated record. Lineage: Eukaryota; Fungi; Ascomycota; Sordariomycetes; Hypocreales; Hypocreaceae. Gene Ontology annotation, molecular function: carboxypeptidase activity. Bases 1 to 2718 code for a protein of 905 amino acids.
AUGCCUUCGGAAAAGGUGCCGUUUUACGACCCGGUGCCGCCGACGUACGAUGAGGCAUUGGCCGGCAGCAGUCGUGGCUGGGCAACGCAUACGAGAGAUGCCAUCGACGAGCGCAACGCGACCGAGACCGAAUCGCGAUCACUACUGCCUCGGGCCGCCGACAGCUCACAGGGCUCCAGGCGGCCCGAUGGCUAUCGAGCGCCGACGGUGGAAACGGAUGACGAGGACAGCUUGUGGGAUAGCGACAGCGAUGCCGACGAGACGAACCAGGUGCGGCGGGAGAUGGAGGAGCUGGAGAUUGAGGAGCCCGGCCGCACAGGAGGAUCAAUAUGGGGGAAGAGGAUAGGCUUCAACCUGUCGCUGCCGGCGUGGAAGUUCAAGUGGCGCCUAAGAUUACCGCGGAUACGCAUCCAGCUGCCAUCGCGGCCGUCAGCAGCGCCGGCGAACAAUUCAACCGCAGACGAGGCGGUUGAAACGGAGGAUCUCGACAACGUGAGGUCGUGGCUUCGAGACUUUGCCUUCCCCAAGGUCAACAGCAUGAUGAUUAUUGUCACGGUUGCGCGACUACUAGCGCUCGGCAUCGUCAUUGGCUUCAUGUAUUUCCUCUUUGCGAGCGGCAUGCUUAGCGGACUGACCAACGGCAUGAACAAUGGAGGCAUGCGCUUCGAUCCAGAGGAUCUUCGAGUCCACCUGCAAAAGACUGUCGAUCCUAGGAGGAUGCGCGCCGCCGUCAAGAUCUUUUCGAGCUACGCACACAUUGCUGGUACCGAGGGCGACUAUGCGACGGCACUAGACGUCGAGGCCAUGUUCAACAAGGCAGGGCUGGACAUUGUGGAGAUGGACGACUACUACGUCUACCUCAACUACCCACGCGAAAACGGCCGGGCCGUGCAGAUUCUAGAUGAGACUGGCGACAAUGCGGUUUGGACCGCCGCGCUCGAGGAGGUUGAGCGCGGAGGCGAGUCGGCCGGAAAGCAGACUUUGGCGUUCCAUGGACACUCCAAGUCUGGCGACGUCCGGGGACCCCUGAUUUACGCCAACUACGGAGCGAGGGAAGACUACCAAAAGAUUAAGGACAUGGGCGUCAACACUACCGGGGCAAUUGCUCUCGUUAGAUACUACGGCACUCAGACAGACCGCGCUCUCAAAGUCAAGGGAGCCGAGCUGGCGGGCUUUGCGGGAUGCAUCAUCUACAGCGAUCCUGCCGACGACGGCUUCCUCAAAGGCGACGUCGCCCCUGGUGGGCGAUAUAUGCCGGAGGAUGGCGUCCAGAGAGGCUCCGUCAGUCUCAUGAGCUGGGUUGUCGGCGAUGUCCUGACGCCGGGAUGGGAGAGCAAGAAGGAAGUCCCUCGCAUGAAGGUUGAAGAAAGCCAGGGGCUUGUCAAGAUUCCCAGUCUCCCGCUUGCUUGGAGAGAUGCGCAAGUCUUGCUGCAGAACCUCCAGGGCUUUGGCCAAAAGGUGCCGGAUGCUUGGAAAGGAGGCGUGCCUGAGGUUAGUGAGUGGUGGACUGGAAACGAAUCGUCGCCCGUUGUUCGUCUACAGAACGAGCAGGAUGAGAACGAGAAGCAGCCCAUCUGGAACGUAUACGGCAAGAUUAUAGGCAUGGAAACGUCGGCCAAAUCAAUUAUCCUAGGCAAUCACCGAGAUGCAUGGGCAUUUGGCGCGACUGACCCGCACACAGGCACGGCCAUCAUGAUUGAGUUGGCGCGCAUCUUUGGAGACUUGGUUGAUCGCGGCUGGAGGCCUCUCCGUUCCAUUGAAUUUAUGUCGUGGGACGCCGAGGAGUACAACCUCAUUGGAUCUACCGAGUUUGUGGAGAAGAAUGUCGAUGCCCUGCGUGAGAAUGCCUUUGCCUACAUCAACCUGGACACCGUAGUAUCUGGUCAGAACUUCCGCGCUGCCGGUUCGCCUCCCCUCCGAAAGAGCCUGUUCCACGCCAUGGAGCGAGUCGUCGACCCAAACUUCAACACCACCCUCAAAGACCUCUGGGAUCGCAGCGGCAGUAAGCUCGAGGGCUUGGGCGCGGGCAGCGAUUACGUCGCUUUCCAGGACAUUGCCGGUACAAGCUCGCUGGAUCUCGAGUUUGCCGGCGAGCCGUUCCCUUACCACUCCAGCUACGACAACUUUGAUUUGAUGGAGCAGGUUAUUGACCCCGGCUUUACGUAUCACGGCAUACUUGCCCAAGUCGUCGGUCUCAUCAUCCUCGACCUGGCAGACCGGCCUAUUAUGCCUUUUGACAUGGUCAACUACGGCCGCAGCCUCGAGACAUGGGUUAGCGAUCUGGAGUCAUGGGCGAACAAGGAGGCAGAGAAGAAGAAGCACAAGGGUGUUCUCAAAUUCGUGGACCUCAAGGAUGCGGCUGCGACGGUCUCGGCGAAGGCACAGCAGUUUUCGAAGUGGGAGAUGGAAUGGGACCGACUGGUCAUUCGAAGCGGUGGCUGGGAGACGCAGGAGCUGGGCACGGCGCGAAUUGCGUAUAACAACAAGAUGGCUAUGUUUGAGACGGCUUUGUUGGAUUUGGAGCUUGGCGGUGGUAUUCCCAACCGCACACAGUUCAAGCACGUCGUUUUCGGCCCGCAACUAUGGUCAGGCUACGACGAAGCCUUCUUCCCAGCCGUCCGCGAUCUCGUCGACGCAGAGGCCUGGGACGAUGCCAACAAGUACAUUGCUAAGACAGCGGCUCUAAUGAAGCAAGCGGCAGCAGUUUUGGAGAUGUAA